AUGAGUUCAAAAGUCAAAGACGUCGCUAAAGCGGCUGCACCUGUUGUUAAACGUGAUAUUAACAAAUGGCUUUUUCCUAUACGUCAAUUUCUUAUGCUUCGAAAAUUCACUCAUAAUCAACGUCAUGAAUUUGAAUGGGCUAAGCGAACACAACCACCACCACUUAUACCAGGUGGUUUCGCUCAUAAAUUAAGUAAAAAUUAUUAUUACGAUCGAGAUGCUCGUCGACAAGUUGGACAACCGCAAGUCGUUUUUUCAAAUAAUAAUCAAUUUCUUGCUAGUGCUACACAACCACAAAUAACAGCUGGAGCAUCUGCACAAGCACCAUCACAACAAGCUGCUGCAACUACAUCAACAGCUACGAAUACUUCAACAUUUUUAUCAAUUCUUGAAGCUGAAAAACAAACUGCGUCAUUAUUAACAACUCAAAGCAAGACUCCUAUUCAAUCACGCACACCUGGCAAAGUUUAUAAUUGGGAUGGUUAA
Molecule: messenger RNA, 486 nt
Organism: Adineta steineri
Lineage: Eukaryota; Metazoa; Rotifera; Eurotatoria; Adinetida; Adinetidae
Source: the annotation of a GenBank genome assembly